Messenger RNA from Aethina tumida (small hive beetle), 1016 nucleotides. RefSeq names its product CBY1-interacting BAR domain-containing protein 1 (gene Fam92). Gene Ontology annotation, cellular component: ciliary basal body; ciliary transition zone. NCBI's taxonomy places the organism in Eukaryota, Metazoa, Arthropoda, Insecta, Coleoptera, Nitidulidae. The coding region runs from base 39 to 989 and encodes 316 amino acids. Gene Ontology annotation, biological process: cilium assembly. The record is from RefSeq and is a predicted model, not a curated record. The transcript is spliced from 4 exons.
CUGACAUUUAGUAUACAUGUCAGUUUGCCUAAACAACAAUGUUGAACUCCUUCAGAGCCAAAAGUAGUUGUGAGACCGAGGCGAAAUUCAUGCAAGAUCGCAUCGUAUCAGUGGAGAGGACCGUGUCCGAUUUGUGCAACAUUUUCGCCGGCUAUUCCCGCAAAGCGGCCCGUCUGCGCGACAAAAACGACGAAAUAUCAAAAGCGGCGGCCACGUUUGCCGAAAACGAGCAAAUAAACAAAUCGCUGGCGGUUGGUUUGGAGAAUUUCUCGGAGUCCAUUUCGACCGUGGCCGAUUACGGCGACGCGAGGGUGCAAUUGAUCGAUGCUAAGGUCGUCAAUGAGUUUUCGAGGUACGACGGCAUAUGCAAACACGUCAAGGAUGAAGUCAAGGAUAUCUACGUCGCCAGGGACAAAGAGAUCAACAAGAAGAGGCAACUGGAGAGGAUCAAGGAGAGGAAUCCCAGGAACAGGCAAACAAUUAUACAGGCUGAAACUGAAUUGGUCAAAGCUACGGCUGAAGUAACGAGGAGCGUUCACAAUUUGGAAGAAAAAGUAACUUCUUUUGAGCGACAAAAAAUCCACGACAUUAAAUCCACCUUCUUGGACUUCAUAAGCAUCGAAAUGGGUUAUCAUGCUAAAGCUUUAGAAGUUUUAACUAAAGCUUACAAAGAUAUCAAUUCAAUUGACCAGGAAUCAGACUUAGAAGAAUUCAAGAAGACCUUACGCACGCCAGGAAACGCUCAAGUGUCGAGCAAACCGUCGCUAUUUAAGUCCGGAAACACGUUCGGCUCAUUAAGUACUUUAUUUACGGCCACUCAAGCCAAGAGUGCAAACAACACAAAGAAAAUGUCCAAAAGCGAGGAAACUUUGGACUCCAUGAAGCACAGCAUGACAGAAAGUGAUGAAAGUGUCGCAGACCUCAGCGAAAAUUUGACUGAUACUUAUAAAAAAAGUUCACCUGUUGUUGUUAGACGACAUUUAAAUUAAUCAUCUAAUAAAAUUAAUAAAACGCUU